This is a messenger RNA of Micropterus salmoides (largemouth bass), 4598 nucleotides long. RefSeq lists its product as uncharacterized. The transcript has 16 exons. NCBI's taxonomy places the organism in Eukaryota, Metazoa, Chordata, Actinopteri, Centrarchiformes, Centrarchidae. Gene Ontology annotation, cellular component: nucleus; nucleoplasm. Bases 1539 to 4013 code for a protein of 824 amino acids. Gene Ontology annotation, molecular function: zinc ion binding; ATP hydrolysis activity. The record is from RefSeq and is a predicted model, not a curated record.
ACUUGUUGCAACUUUCAUUGUUUUCAUGCAGUCUUCCGCUGUCGCACGCACAGUGGACUGUUGCGUUAAACAGACAUUUGUGUUGCUGCUAAGAUGGACCGAAUGGACUUCCUCUUUCUGUUCCACACCCUCGACGAGUUUAUUACUGCUACGUGCCUCACAUAAUUGUCAGUGUCUGCUGACUGUAUGGCGUAGGGGAGUUUCAUGGUAAUAAGUAUGUUGUUAAGUAAUGAAAAGUGAGCUUAUUGUACUUUAUGUUGUCAGUUAUCUCACUAAUAAUAUAGUUAUAAUAACAUGUAAACAGUAGUUAAGUUUUAAAGUCCCUAUGUAUAGAAUCACCAUGGCUCCAUAGGUCUUUGUGUUUAAAAGGACAGAGUGAGGCCAGCAUUAAGAAUCACUCCAUGAUUUGUACAUGUCCCCCCACGUGAUACAAAACUCUGUUUCUCUUUGAUCAACAUUUGUUGAUGUGUCGUUUUUCCACUCUGUGCACUCUCAUUGGUCCAGACGUGCUGACCAUCUGUUGGCUGCUGAGUUUUAGCAGGAACAUCUGUGGGAGUGGACUGUGUAAAUGUAGGUGCACCCUGCACAUCACUGCUUCCGUGAUAAUGUAAAGACAAGGUGACAAGAGUGCAGAGUUAGGGGCGUUACAUCGGGAGUUCAUAUGUUGGCAUUGGAAAACUAAUGUUAUUAAGGGAGUACCUGUGGUUCUCAGAAUAGUGACUCAAUAAUUCACAAAAAGCUGGACAGCCCUGCAGCAAAUUAACUCUGGGGAUAUUAUGUUUAAUGUUUGUUCAGCUGUCAGAAGGGUGUUGAUCAAGAUAUGACAUAAGCAAAAAGAUGCACUUUAUUGGUGUCAAGCAAGGAGCGCAUAAAAACAGAUGCAUGGUAGAUUAGAGAAGUAAACUCAAACUUUAAUUUACUAUAUAUUUAUUAGCAUUAAUAGCAUUUGUCUUUCAUUCCCUGAAAUUUGACAUGUGAUGGUAGGAAAAUCACAGAUGUAUAAAAUUAAUGAUGGCUGAAUUCUAUUUAGAUGCUUCAGUUUUAGGGUCCUGGUAUGUGCAUGCUGGCUCACUGUCAUGUUUACUGAAACACUUAAAGGGAUAGUAAGUGAUUGUAAUCCAAUACACUUUUUUGGUAAAUUCAGUGAAUAUUUGCUCACGGUUUUCUAGCUCUCCGUUUUGUGUGUGCUCUGAAAUUUUUUUUUUGUUUUUCCUUACAUGGCUGUGUAAAUGGAAAACAAAGUAAUUGGUGUGGAACCUGCAACACAACAUUGUUCCAGCCAAUCACCAAUAGGUGUCGUUAGUGCUUGUGCACAGCAGUGAUGUGGGGAAGAUGACAGAGGGAGAGAGAGUUCUAUACACUGGCACAUUCUAACGUGCUGGACUCCAGGCACUGUGAAGAAGGAGAGAUGUCCGAGAGACAGCCAAAGAGGAAAAGACAAUGCAUCAGAUCCAGGUGUGUCUGCUAAACAGAUCUGGAUAGAUGUAGUUGAAGAAGCUGGUCACCUUUGUCUAACUUUCACUGAUAAUGGCAGCGGCAUGACCCCCAGCAAACUGCACAAGAUGCUCAGCUUUGGAUUUACAGAAAAGGGUUCAGGUAAGGGCAGUCAGCAGGCCAUUGGCGUGUACGGGAACGGUUUCAAGUCUGGCUCCAUGCGCCUGGGCCGCGAUGCGCUCAUCUUCACCAAGAAUGGCGGCUGCCAGACUGUGGGAAUGCUGUCUCAGACCUACCUGGAAAACAUCAAGGCCCAGGCUGUCAUUGUCCCCAUUGUCCCCUUCAACCAACAAACCAAGUCUCUGGUGGUGACUGAGGACUCGGAGGCCAGUCUGGCAGCCAUCCUCCAGCACUCCAUCAUCACUUCCCAGGAGCAGAUACAUGCACACUUUGACUCCAUUCUCUCCAAAAAAGGCACCAAGAUAUUAAUCUGGAACAUCCGCAGGGCCAAAGAUGGCAAGCCAGAGAUCGACUUUGAGACAGAUGUGAGUGACUUCCGUUUGCCCGAUAUUCAGAUCGAGGAGCUCAAGAAGGGUCUGAGGAACAGUGGGUCUCUGAGAGCCGAACAGAACAUCCCAGACAUGCACUACAGUCUCAGGGCCUACCUCAGUAUCUUGUAUCUGAAGCCAAGGACACAGAUUAUACUGAGGGGCAAGAAGAAUCUGGCGAAGCUGGUGUCGAAGAGGCUGACCCACAUUGAGCAUGAUGUGUACAAACCCCACUUCAGUAAAGAGAAGGUAAAGGUGACUUUUGGGCUGAACCCGAAAAACAAGGACCACUACGGCAUCAUGAUGUACCACAAGAACCGACUCAUUAAAGCCUACGAGAAAGUGGGCUGCCAGCUGAAGACUUCAGGUCAAAGGGCGGGAGUCGGGGUCAUCGGUAUCAUUGAGUGUAACUUUCUCAAACCAGCUCACAACAAGCAAGACUUUGAAUACACCAAAGAAUACAGACUCACCCUUGGUGCAUUGGGCCUAAAACUCAACGACUACUGGAAAGAGGUGACAGAGAAGAAGGCAAGAGAGCGAGAGUUUCAGGCUCUAGAGAGAGAUGAAAAUGAAGGCGAGCAUGACCAUGCCGAGGCACCCAUGUGGUUACAGUGUGAAGAGUGCCUGAAGUGGCGAAGCGUCUCUGCAAAUCAUUAUAAACUGGUUCCUGAAAGCUGGACCUGCAGCCAGAACCCCAAUCCACGUUACAAAAGCUGUUUGACACCAGAGGAAGCAGAAGAAAGUGAGGAGCUGUUAGCACCGAGCUACCAGAAAACCCACAAGAAGCAGGAGCAUCCCAAAACCAGAAAACGAGAAAAAUCAAUGGAGGUGUGUGUGGUCCAGCAGCAAAAACAUCAAAUCCUCUCACGCAGUUCAUCAGAGCCGAGCCAGCCCACACACACACCUGAGCUCAUAAGAACAGCAGAUCGAAGACACACAGUGGAAAACACACUAGACCAAGAUGAGACAAACACAGAUCACCUGGCAGAUGAUUGUACAGACCCACACGCACAUGAUGAUGCACAGACAGAUGAAGUCACACACACACAGCACAAGCACAUUGGAAGAGACUCAGUCAUUAAAGACAACGCAGGAGUCACAGAAGAGCAGGCACAUGUGGAAAAUGAGACAAACAAUCAAAGGCUUGACGAUGAAGAGAGAGACAAAAGGAAGGACACCAACAUGGAGCCGUUGGAAAGAGAGGAGGGGAAGACAGACACAUUAAGCCACAAAAGGAAAUCAGGAUCAUUGUUAUACCGUGUGAAAAAGAAGCCAUGCCUUUGGGGGGAGCCACAACCGGACUCAGAAAACAUGGCAGAAGAGAUGAAUCCUGAGAAACCCAAUACACUGUCUUUGAGGAAGUCCAAGCAGGACAGCAGCAGCCGAGGAGAGAAACCAGGUGACGCGGUACAGCGAACCCCGGCCAGCCUCACUUGGACCCACUCGCUCCCCUCCACCCAGACUGUGAUGGUGUCUCCACUGAGUCGAACAGAAGGGCCGUGGAGCAGACCGCUGCCUCCGGAAGGGAGUGACCGGGAGGCUAACGCGCAGAAGCUGACUGGGUUGGAGAAAGAGACCCAGAGGCUGCGGAGGCUUCUAGGUCUGGAAAUCACAAAGACAACUCAAGGCACGAUGACAACUGCUGAUAGCAGCGCUGAAAAGCCAGAAGGAACCAGCAGGGAGGUCGGCUGCCAGACGGACGUGGCUGAGAGCUCCUCUUCUUCCAGCAGCCGGGCCCAGACUCCAGGAGCUCAGAGUCAGAGAGCUGUAUGUGGGCAGAAGGAGCUGCCUGACCCAAACAGACCCAGGAAGGAGAAGACGGAAACUCAGAGCAGGACGAGAGUCAGUGAAAGUGAGGCCUGUGAAGACGGCAGAUCGGCACAGGAGAAUCUGCGUGGCAUCCGUAACAACGUGGUGGUGCUUCUCACGGCUCUGCUGCCCCAACUGGACCUGGCUGGCAUCAGUCUGGAGACCACAGACGUCGACAAUAUCCUGCAGCAGAUCGUAGAGGUCAACUCACUGAAACUAUGAUCAGUACUGUUUGCUUAUUAUUAUGCCAAAUGCUAAAUAUACAGCAUAUGGUAAUAAUUAUAUUCUAGUGGUCACUUGGAAAGUAAUGUCAUUUUCACUUUAUUCUUCAUUACUGGAGGUGCUUGUGGAUGAACUCCAUAAUAUAAUGUUUUUAUAUUCUUACGUUCAUCGGUUUGACGUCUUAAUAGAAACAACAAUCUGCAGCUGGUUUUAGUCACUCAGAGAGAAUAUUUUAACUUAAUCUAGAGGAAGAAAAACUAUGUUUGAAAAUGUUUUAUCCAAUUCAGAGUUGUAAUACCCAGCGUUCAUUGGCUACACACACUUUUUUUUGUCACAUCAUUUUCAAACUUUGUUGUGAGCCGGCCAGCCCCAUUUCUGUACAAAAAUUAGCUUUUUAAUUUUAACCAAGCUCUUCAUUUGAAAAAAGUGCUAUGCGCUGCUGUUAUUUGCUUGGCUUAAGUUUUUAUUGACUAUUUAAACCAGUUUUUAUACAUGCGUGGCAUUAGAGUGUCAUGAAGGAAUGCUUGUUUCUAGAUUUGUUCACAUAUCCUUUAUAAACGUUUGCAUUAAAAUACUGAAACAUUU